Molecule: messenger RNA, 1325 nt
Organism: Cariama cristata (Red-legged seriema)
Lineage: Eukaryota; Metazoa; Chordata; Aves; Cariamiformes; Cariamidae
Gene: APTX
Product: aprataxin
Exons: 8
Coding region: 1-1119 (372 amino acids)
Biological process (GO): single strand break repair; double-strand break repair
Cellular component (GO): nucleus
Molecular function (GO): single-stranded DNA binding; protein binding; single-strand break-containing DNA binding
Source: RefSeq, a predicted model, not a curated record
AUGAAGCUAUCCCCCUCUCUCGCCCUCUCUGUCUUCUGCCACUUUCUUUGUUUUGGUGGCACAGUGAUGCGUGUGUGCUGGCUUGUGGGGAAAGAGAAAUGCAGUCAGCGAAUAAAACUGCCACACUUGGAAGCAGUGGUAAUUGGGCGUGGCCCAGAGACUGGGAUAACGGAUAAGAAGUGUUCACGGCGGCAAGUUCAGUUAAAAGCAGACUGUAACAAGGGGUAUGUCACAGUUAAGCAGAUAGGAGUCAACCCAACUAGUGUUGAUCUCAUGAAUAUUGGCAAGGAUGAAGAGGUGAAAAUGAAGCCAGGCCAAGUUCUGCAUAUUGUGAAUAAACUUUACCCCUACACAGUGCAAUUUGCUGAAGAGUCAGGGAAAACUGUUACAGAAGCAGAAGAGAAAGUACAAACCUACAAGACGCCAUGUGAGGACUCCUGUGAGAAUGAUGAUGUAGAGCUUGUGCCCAGAAAAACGAUGAAGAUGGAGGUGGUGGAUACACAAGGCAGUUCUGCAAAUCCCAAGCUAAGCAAUACCAGUGUAUCUCCGCAUGAAGGAACUUCAAGCAAAAAGGAACCUUCAGGACACUGGAGUCAGGGUCUAAAGAGCUCCAUGCAAGAUCCAAAAAUGCAGGUUUACAAAGAUGAAAAGACUGUAGUCAUCAAGGAUAAAUAUCCCAAAGCACGUUACCACUGGCUUAUCUUACCAUGGGACCCCCUUUCAAGCCUGAAGUCAGUCACCAGAGACCAUCUUGAACUCCUGGAGCAUAUGCAUGCAGUUGGGCAGAAAAUGAUCGAACAGUGCCCUGCCAGAGAGAGUCUGGAGUUCAGACUGGGUUACCAUGCUAUCCCCAGUAUGAGUCAGCUACAUUUGCAUGUAAUCAGCCAGGAUUUUGAUUCUCCGGCCCUGAAAACCAAAAAGCACUGGAACUCUUUUACUACAGACUACUUCUUAAACUCUCAAGAUGUGAUAGAGAUGGUAAGAAGCAAGGGAAAAGUGAUGGUGAAAGAUCAUGUCUCUGAACUUCUCAAAUUACCCCUCAGAUGCCAUCGUUGCAAACAACAGCUGUCCACUAUCCCACAGUUAAAGGAACAUCUCAGGAAACAUUGGCCAAAAUGACUUUGCAAAAAAUCAUCUUACAGCGUGUCUUCGGAGUUCAGGCUAAAACAAAGACCUCAAAAUGUUAGUGGAUAUGUAUGUUUUUUGUUAACUGGAAUGACAAAUGUAAUGUGGGAAAAAGUAGCCUGGAAACAGCAGCAUACUAACUUUGUAAUAGCUUAAACAAAAAAACCCCAACACAAAAUAAAGUGACUUCUGAAAUUGAA